This is a messenger RNA of Trifolium pratense (red clover), 2273 nucleotides long. RefSeq lists its product as uncharacterized. The transcript has 2 exons. The record is from RefSeq and is a predicted model, not a curated record. Lineage: Eukaryota; Viridiplantae; Streptophyta; Magnoliopsida; Fabales; Fabaceae. The coding region runs from base 479 to 1774 and encodes 431 amino acids.
AAUGAAAAAGUUUGAAAAAGAAAAACAAUACAUGUUCAGAAAUUAGUAACUCACAUUUAAGUUUUACAACAGUGUUUCAGUAGAUGUUUUGUCCAAAUAUAAAGAGCCAAAGAUUCUUAUUUAUUUAUUUUUUUUCUUUCAAAUCAGUAAACACACACCCGUGUUUUUAACUAUACAUCUCACACCCUUUUGUCUCAUUUGCUUGUUCUUCUUACCUACGGAUAUUACACAACUCAUCUCAUUCUGUGUUUUUAGAGAUAACCCUUUUGAUGCAUGGAAAGUGGAAGAAAAUUUCAUAUAACAAAAAAGGGUUGUUUUCUAUAAUCAGAAAUCAACUAAAGUUGUUAUCUUUAUCUGUUUGUUUCUGUUUUCAUUUUCUCUCUCAGCUUAGGAUAAAGAAGAUUUUGCAAAGAGAAAAAUGGACCCUUUUGUAAUCUAAUAUAAUAUAUUCUAACAAAGAAGAAAGAAAACCAAAAAUAUGCCAACAGUGUGGUUUUCUUUGAAGAAGUCACUACAUUGCAAAUCAGAACCAUCAGAUGUACAUGAUCCACAAACAAGGAAACAUUUGAGUACAAUCUUAACAAAAAGAGGAGGAGGAGGAGGAGGUAGAUCAGGUUGUUCAAGGUCAAUAGCAAAUCUAAAAGAUGUUAUUCAUGGAAGCAAAAGACAUAUUGAAAAGCCACCAAGUUGUAGUCCAAGAUCUAUAGGUAGCAGUGAGUUUCUAAACCCAAUAACUCAUGAAGUUAUUUUGAGUAACUCAAGGUGUGAGUUAAAAAUCACUGGAUUUCAAGAAGGUAUUGGAAACAAUGCUAGUGGUGGUAGUAGUAGUAGUAGUGGUGGUGGUGGUUCUUCAACUUUUGUUGGUACUUUAAGACCUGGUACACCUGGUCCUGGAGGACACCCUACAAUGCAUUACUUUAACCCUUCUUUUAGGACUUCUUCAACUCCUCCAAGGAAAUCUCCUUUUCUUUUGUCAGAAGGGUCUGGUUUUCAUGGUGCUACUGCUGCUGGUGUUCAUUCAAGUAAUAGGAUGUCCCUUGAGACAGAUUCUAAUGGUUCUUCAACUGUUACUUGUCACAAAUGUGGUGAACACUUUAACAAAUGGGAAGCUGCUGAAGCUCACCAUCUCUCCAAACAUGCUGUUACUGAACUUGUGGAAGGAGAUUCAUCAAGGAAAAUAGUGGAGAUAAUAUGCAGGACAAGUUGGUUAAAGUCAGAAAACAACUGUGGUAGAAUUGAAAGAGUUUUGAAGGUACACAACAUGCAAAAAACUUUAGCUAGAUUUGAAGAAUACAGGGAAAUGGUGAAAAUCAAAGCAAGCAAACUCCAGAAGAAGCAUCCUAGGUGUCUUGCUGAUGGGAAUGAACUUUUAAGGUUCUAUGGAACCACUGUUUCUUGUUCUCUUGGUCUCAAUGGUUCUUCAAGCCUAUGCCUAUCAGAAAAAUGUUGUGUUUGUAGAAUUAUUAGGAGUGGUUUUUCUGCUAAGAAGGAGUUGAAAGGUGGCAUAGGUGUUUUCACAACAUCUACAAGUGGAAGAGCUUUUGAAUCUAUAGAGAUUUUAGAUAAUGAACCAUCAUUAAGAAAAGCAUUGAUAGUAUGCAGAGUAAUUGCUGGUAGGGUUCAUAGGCCACUUGAGAACAUUCAAGAAAUGGCAGCACAAACUGGAUUUGAUUCAUUGGCUGGAAAAGUAGGUCUGUAUUCAAAUAUUGAGGAGCUUUAUUUGCUUAAUCCUAGAGCUCUUCUUCCUUGUUUUGUGGUAAUUUGCAAACCAUGAACCCAAAAAAGGAUUAGAGUCUCUCUCGGUACAUGUUUGGAUUAACAGUGAAUUUGGCAGAAUCACCGUGUAUUAUCAUGAUUUUUAGUUUAAAAAACUACACAUUAAAGCUUCAACAAAAGCACCACAGCACUGUGAUUUCUUCAAAAUCGCCAUGAUUUCCAAACAUGCACUUACAUACUGUAUUGUGUAGUAUUAUGAACCCCUACCAUCCCCCCUAUUUUGGCCUUUCUAUGGAGGUUCUUUGCCCUACAACUUUUGAAGAUUUUUGAUUAUUUUUUGUCAAGUCACCAAUGCUUGUUCAUGUUAAAUAUUAAUUGUAUGAACCUCCUAUUCAUACAUUUGUAUUUUUUUUCUUCUUAAUGACAGUGAAUAUUUUUACAUCUGCAGCAAGAAAUUUGAAUUGUCACAACCAGAAAUAAAUAUGAAAGACUUGUAAUGUAAAAUUAUGUCAUCAAAUUUAUGGUCAGAUUUAAUAACUAUCCAUAGUUUAUUUUCA